Messenger RNA from Austrofundulus limnaeus, 1565 nucleotides. It is a transcript of the gene dolpp1, whose product is annotated as dolichyldiphosphatase 1. Gene Ontology annotation, biological process: protein N-linked glycosylation; lipid biosynthetic process. The record is from RefSeq and is a predicted model, not a curated record. Lineage: Eukaryota; Metazoa; Chordata; Actinopteri; Cyprinodontiformes; Rivulidae. Gene Ontology annotation, cellular component: endoplasmic reticulum membrane; intracellular membrane-bounded organelle. Gene Ontology annotation, molecular function: dolichyldiphosphatase activity.
UCUUUUCUUCAUUCAAUAAUUCUUCUCUAUGGGUAAAAUAGGUCUUGUGCAGACAGCGGCUGUGAUUGGUCGGCUCCUCCGCUGCCGGGGCCUGUUCGAAAGCACAACUCAGCUGCUCAUUGGUCGGCUCCGUGUCUCGGGCGUUCCACCGAGGAUUUCCCCGGUUGUGUCCGGGUAAGAUGGCGUUGGAAGAACAGUGCUCGGCACCACCUCGAUGGAAGGCCAUAUCUGUGACACACGUCGAGUUCCCUGAAGGUGACCUGACGGGACGAUUGUUGGCCUACAUCAGUCUUCUACCCGUAGCUAUUAUUGUGGGGUUUGUCACACUCAUAGUGUUCAAACGGGAACUGCACACGAUUUCCUUCUUUGGUGGCCUCCUCCUAAAUGAAGGUGUGAACUGGCUGCUGAAGCAGAUUUUCAGAGAGCCACGCCCUUGUGCAGGGAUUCACGCAACUGUGUACGCAGAGUACGGGAUGCCCUCUAACCAUUCCCAGCUUAUAUGGUUCUUUGUUGUUUACUUCUUUCUUUUCCUUUAUUUAAGGAUGCAUCAAACGAACAAUGCUCGAUGUGUGGACCUUCUGUGGAGACACGUACUGUCCAUUUUCCUGUUGGGCAUAGCCUUGUCAGUCUCAUACAGCAGGGUCUACCUGUUGUAUCAUUCCUGGAGCCAGGUUUUCUAUGGUGGAGUAACAGGCACUACAUUUGCUGUAAUCUGGUUCUUUUUCACACAAGAGGUGCUCACACCGUUAUUCCCUAAAAUUGCAGCGUGGCCAAUAUCAGAGUACUUCCUGGUGCGAGACACAAGCUUGAUUCCCAACAUCUUAUGGUUUGAGUAUACAGUGACCAGAUCAGAGGCAAGGAACAGACAACGAAAGCUCGGAACAAAACUUCAGUGAUUCUCACAGCUCUUCUGUGAAACAAAGUUUAGGACCACACUUGUGCGCACAUACACACAAACACACAAACAUUCCCAUCUGCAAGCAGAAACAAAUGCUCACUUAACAAAAAAACUAAAAACAAAACAAAAUAAACACUGGAGAACCAUCUUUUGGAUCGACUUGGUUGCGAGGAAUACGUUGGGCAGAAACAGUUUCCAGGCGGUUAAAGAGUGCCUGGCCCUGCAGCCCCACAGUCUGCGCAAGUCCGUCCACACGCCUUUCCUCCUUGUACAGCUUGCCCAAAAUGCUCUUCAGUGCAUGAGAGACUGUACAUGAGGCAUACUAUUUAAUGAUAGAUUAAUAUAUAUUUUAACUAUAACGCACGCUGACAGUAACGCUUUACUGUAAGAGAUUUAAAAAGCCUAAGGAGAGGCUUCCGUCGAAACAAAUUGGUGGGUGUCAUUACAGCAUGUAUUUACUGGUUCUUUUUUAAUGAUGGAUGGUGGUUGGUUAUAGGUUUGUUGGCGGUUUGUGUAAGAAACAGUUUUCUUUGUUGUAUAAUAGAAAAUGGAACAAUUUCUACAAUUGGUGAUGAUGUAAUAUACAGAAAAAUUUGCACUUUGUGAAAUUUACAAAGGUUAAAAAAAGACUUAACACUAGUUAAAUGUUAAGAAACCCCCCCCCCCC